GCCUCAUCAUGUACCCUCGGAGUGUCGAGGAUGGGCUGGAUGAGGCCACGCGUGAGCGCAUGCAGCAGCAUCAGGAGUACCUGAGCUUUAAGAUAACUGUGCGGCUGGAGCAGCUGGAGCAGAGCAGCUCUGGCUGGGGAGCCCUGGGCUUUUCUGCCUUGCAGGAGUGGCAGUUCUCGGCCAUUGCUGGAGUCCUGCUCCUGCUCUUGGGGCUCUGCUGGAGGCUCUGGAAAAGGAGCCGUGAGCUCAAGAGCCGCUGCAAUGAGGAGAGCUCCAGCAGCAAGACAGUGCAGGAGGACAAACAGGAGCUGGAAGAGGAACCAAGUGAAGAAGAUCUUGCUCAUGAGAGGCGCCUGGACAGGACAUUUUUAGAGCACGUCCCAUGGCCAGUGCAGAAGGUGGUCGAUGGGAGUCGUGAGGUGGAGGAGCUUGUGGGUGAACUUGUCCGUGUCUUCCAAGAGCUCUUGCGCACCUCCCACCUGGAGCUGGUCAACAGGGAGAGGAAGCCAGAGAGGAUCUUCCGCGUCCUCGUGGAGCUGGAGUGCACCUGCACGAGGGAAGAGCGCAGGGAGAUCAUGCUGUGCUUCCUCCACCGUGCCAAGGCAGACCUGACGAGAAAUCAUGGUCCCAGCUUCCUAGACAUUCUCUGCACCGACUCCUGCCUAGAUGGGCACAAAACCGCCCUCUGGUUCCAGAGGUUUGUGAGGUCAAACUGGGGGUUGGUGCCUCAGACACGUGGCUAUAACAUGAAGGUGCUGCCCUCCAGCCGCUCCUGCAAGCUGCAGCUGACAAAUGCCUCCGGGAGACCCCUCUUUGUGGAGAUGAUAUUUGCUGUGCAGCAAGGCGACUCGGAUGUCUUCCUGACCAGCCAGGCCACAGAGGACACCUUCACCCAUGGCACGAUAUGGCCAGAGAGCUACGCUGUGGCAGAGGUGAAGUUCUUCAGGCUCAUGGCCAGGCAGGUCCCGCAGGGCAGUUUACACCUCAAAUAUCUGCACCUCUUUGCCUGUAGCCUGGCGGGCACAGACUUUGACACCUACACCUUCAAGACGGUUGUGAUGCACCUCCUGAACACCACAGCCCCGUCAGCCUGGUGCAGCAGGCAUUUCCUGCCACGGUUGGAGGAUAUCAUGUGGAAACUCUGCCUCUGCCUGCAAGAGAGACGCCUCAACCAUUUCUUCUUUGGCAAUGAGAGCAUGCCCAAGGAGAUAAUCUUGCCCCCGGACUUCCAAACGGCCCAGCCACUCAACCUCUUCGAGUACCUGGAGCAGGAUCCGGUUGCCCACAACAAGGCCAAAGAGGAUCUGGAGCUGGUGGAAAGUCGCCUCUUAAGUGUGCUCUUUCCUCGUCGCUGA
Messenger RNA from Merops nubicus (carmine bee-eater), 1355 nucleotides. RefSeq names its product inositol 1,4,5-trisphosphate receptor-interacting protein-like 1. The annotation marks the transcript as partial. The transcript has 2 exons. Lineage: Eukaryota; Metazoa; Chordata; Aves; Coraciiformes; Meropidae. Gene Ontology annotation, cellular component: membrane. The record is from RefSeq and is a predicted model, not a curated record.